UCUUGGUGAUGAGGGCUCUCGCGAACUUGUAGACUUUCUUCACGAUUUUACAGGAGUUUUAUCUGUUUUGCUCAGCAUAGAUACAAUGUAAUGAUGUCUUUGCACGGAAGGAAACUACAGACAAAGUCAAUUAGUAAAAAGAAAGAAACUAAAACCAAAGAAGAAACCGCUGAAAAAGUCAAAGCAAUUCGUGAAAAACAAAGUCUAUGGAUGAAAGAAAGAGAAGAGACUAAGUCAUCAUCCACGAAAUUGAAGUCUUUGAGCAAAGAUAUUACUGCACUUCCGGAUGUCCCAAAGUUUCGAACCCGUUCGAGUUUGUCUAGCGGUUCAUCGUCUGAAAAUGCUGGCAAUAGAAAUCCAUACAGUAAUCCACGAAGGAAACCUAUGUAUCCAGAGCCACAGAGAGAUCAUUCAGAUGUAGUGUCAUGGAUAUCAAAGGGUGAUAACCCUGUUGCUAGGAAACAGAGACCUCCUUCUGCCUCAGGUAGUUACAAAAGAAGCCCAAGCUUGAAUCACACGGGAGACAACAGUGACCAUCAAAUGAAGUAUGCUCCAUCGAAUUAUGCGAACUCGAACUCUUCUAGAUCUUUAAAUAGCUCAGCUCUCACUGCUAGUCAGCAGACUCUCCAUAAUAGACAAAGGCCAUUGUCACGAACAUCUGUUAAGUCUGAGUCAAAUUUUCAAGAUGGUGGUCAAGUUGAUAGGGUCAUACGCAGUGAUGAUUCAACAGAUAGGGACAGAAAAAUUUAUGGAGAUACAGUCAGUUAUUCCUUCAGCAACACUGCAGUUAACACUCAAAGCAAGGAUACUCUUGUAAGUGCUACUUCUGAGAAACACGACACUCCAGAGCUAUCUGCUGAUAUGCUCAAUGCACUAGCAGAUACUGUUACGGAAAGGUUAAAAGCAUCUUUGCAACCCAGUGUCAAUCAUAAACAUCAGCAACAGAAUACCCAGGUAAAUAACGAAUCAGGCAUUGCCAGCCACUCUUGUCCACUUUGUGAAAAACUAAUGACUGGUCCAAGACAUACACCCAUGGCCGCAAUACCAUGUGGACACACUUAUUGCCAGGCUUGUUUACGUGACUGUAAAAAAUGUCCGACAUGUCAGACUGUUGUUAAGUCCACUGCAGUGAAUACUGUAAUGCAGCAAAUAAUAUCUGACUUCAAAGUGCAGAAGGAGAAAGAAAGACUUCAGAAGCUUGAAGAGCAAACAAGGCAAUAUGUAGAAGAGUAUCAAUCCCUAGCUCUCAGGUGUAAUGCAUUGAAUGGUGAGGCUGAGAGCAUUCUGCAAACCAUGGAAGAAGUUACUGAACAACUGCUGGAUGAAAAGAAACUCAUAAAGAAACUAGACAUGGAUGAAAAUGAACUGCGACAGAAAAUAAACCGUCUGCAAACUGAAUUGGAUGGUAUUAAAAUUAAGGAGGAAGAUUGUAAGGAAAGAUGCCAAGACUUGGAGCAAAGAUACAAUGAAGAGAAAGAGAGAUUGUCCAUGGUUGAAGACACUGUACAAAGAAUUAAACAGAGUAAAGAAAGGGUUAAAAUGAUGGUGCAUAACUUUGCUCCUGCGUUAAACCUUGAUGCGUAUGAUUAGCAUCUUAGGCACUGUUAAUAUUGCUGUUAUUGUGUUUGCUGUGUUGUGUGUGUCUGUAUGCCAGAGCACUGAUGCUUCCUAAACUUCUACAUGGUUAAUUAGAAAAAUUAACCCUACCAUCAUCAUGCAUAUUCUCCAUACUGUUCUGUAUACAUUUCUUAAGGUGCU
This is a messenger RNA of Stylophora pistillata, 1758 nucleotides long. RefSeq lists its product as uncharacterized. NCBI's taxonomy places the organism in Eukaryota, Metazoa, Cnidaria, Anthozoa, Scleractinia, Pocilloporidae. Gene Ontology annotation, biological process: DNA damage tolerance; protein monoubiquitination. Gene Ontology annotation, molecular function: single-stranded DNA binding; ubiquitin protein ligase activity. The record is from RefSeq and is a predicted model, not a curated record.